CGGGGUGAAUGCGGCGGUUCAGGUGCGCCUUGAUGAUGAAGGAGGUCAUGGGCGCGGGAAGGCGAGCGAAUCGGGCUCAAUGGCGAACAUCAACCGGCUGCGGAAGAUGCCGAGAUGGACCCACAGUGACAUGCGUCACAGGUCACUGACUAAGGUUGGGUUGUUGCUAACUAGCGCUCUUGCAUUGAGCAUACAAUGAGCAAGUACGCCAGAGUUGCGGUCGUUACGGGCGCCAACAAAGGAAUUGGUUUUGCGAUUGUCCGCAAACUCGCCCUUCAGUACCCCUCCUCGCCUCUCAACAACGGGCCUCUCUGCCUCUACCUUACCGCACGGAACGAGUCUAGGGGACAAGCCGCCCUUGAGGCCUUGCGCUCGGACCCUCAGCUGAGUAAGGCAAAGGUCCUCAAGCCGGAUGGCGGGCUCGUCGACCUCAAAUUUCAUGUCUUGGACGUUAGCGAGGAGAAGAGAAUUGAUGCGUUUGUGGAUUAUCUGAAGGAGGAGCACGGCGAGAUUGACGUGGUUGUGAAUAAUGCUGGGAUCGCGAUGGAUGGGUUUGACGCUAAUGUCGCCACUACGACGCUCAAGACCAACUACCACGGCACGGUGUACGCUACGCUGCGCUUCCUCUCAAUCUUGCGGCCGACGUCUACUUCGCGCAUCGUCAACGUCGCCUCUAUAGCCGGCGCGCUUAGCAAGUAUCCGCCGCCGCUGCGCCAGCGAUUUGUGGAGGCAAGUGAAGUAAUCACACCCGACAUCACCCACGCACCUUCCGCCGCGACCGCUCUCAUGCGAGAGUUCGAGGAGGGUGUGAAGACGGGGACGCACGAGAAGUUAGGCUACCCUUCCGCGGCGUACGCGGUGAGCAAAGCGGGCCUCAUCGCGGCGACGCGGGCGGUGGCGCGGAGUGUGGCAGAGAGUGCGAAGAAGCGGGGCAGCAACCAAUAUCCCCUCAUCAACAGCUGCUGCCCGGGCUGGGUGAACACGGACAUGUCGAAGGGGCGCGGGUACAAGACGAUCGACCAGGGGGCGGAGACGCCGGUGUUGUUGGCGUUGGGAGAUUUACAGGGCAAAACGGGCGGGUUUUGGCAGGAGGGGAAGGAGUCGAGGUGGUAGGGGGUGACGAAGCGAUAGAAUUGUCAAUGAAGAACCAUCAAUGAAGCAAAGCUGGGGCGAUAAGAACGCUGGACGGAAACUAGAGAGAAUAGAUGGAGCUGCACAAGUAUAGCCUAGAUGUACAU
This is a messenger RNA of Schizophyllum commune H4-8, 1238 nucleotides long. RefSeq names its product NAD(P)-binding protein. The transcript is spliced from 6 exons. Gene Ontology annotation, molecular function: oxidoreductase activity. The record is from RefSeq and is a predicted model, not a curated record. Bases 196 to 1113 code for a protein of 305 amino acids. Lineage: Eukaryota; Fungi; Basidiomycota; Agaricomycetes; Agaricales; Schizophyllaceae.